AUGGAUGAAAUCAAACAUCUCUCAUCUGAAGAAGCCGGUUGGCACUUUGGAGCAUUGCAUGUCACUACAAAGCAACUCGAGGCGUUCUCGGUUGAUGACAUGGCCAUUGACAUGGCUUCGUGUGCACCUGCUCUGUGGGAUUUGCUGGGUAUAUUGAUGCAAGGAACGAACCAAAAGUCCAAUGCGCUGCAAAGUAUACUCGGCAUUUUUCUACAGUCUGUGCAUGCGCCACAAAAAGUGAUCGAUACCCUGUCACGCAUUGGAAUAUCCAUAUCAUGCAAUACAAUCAAUGCCGCCAUUCGAUCAUUAUCAGCAGAGUCACAAAAUACCUUACACGCUCUCGGACAGUCAAUGCUUGCGUGCUAUGCAUAUGACAACUUCAAUGUCGAUCUGAAAUCUCAAGUCCCCUUAGCCGAGAAAUCCAAUGAUACAUUAAAACAUCUCACAUCCAGUUUACUAUUCCCUCUGCAGCAUGGUAUCACUCUCAAUGACUUGAAAUGCUCCGAGGCAUUGUGGAGACACGCCAUGGACAUCAAUAACUCAACCGUUACCGGAAAUAUACAAGCUGUUGUGUCAUUACUCGCACAAGGUGGUGUCCAUGACCCAGCAGACACCAACUUGAAUUUCCCAGACAUCUCACAACAUGUUGUCCUAUUUCAUGGUGAUCUGGGCACUGGUGAACGUCUUCAGGCUGCGCAACUUCGGCAGUCAAUAGAAGCAACUCCAUGGAACCGCUUACAACAUAUGGCAUGCGUAGAUGCUAUCUGGCGCUUGUUUCUGCAACCAUUAACUGCCAGGGAAGACGAGACUAGUCUCAUGCGGGAUGUGACACACUUACGACCAAAAGAAACUGGGAUCUACUGUUCCAAGCCUGGAUUCCGUCGCAUGCAUCAACUUGUGGGACAUGCUGGCAUAUGUUGGCGACUCGAUUGCUGGCGGGUUUAUGUCAAGUCCAAAAAUCCAAACUACACGAGUCUUGAUGCUUUUGCUGCAUCUGAACCCACAAUCAAUAUCUUGCAGGACAUUGCUAAUGAAUUGGCGAAGCUUUAUGUUGCUGGUCGUGACCUAUACCAAAUGUGCUGUCAGCCUUGUGAACGACGAGAUGAAGAAUUGUCUUACGCUAUGAAUCACGGAGAUAUCGGACGCGUAGAGACAUGUAUCAUCCCCUGGAUUCCAAUCCUCAAGGCCACAGGAAAGCACAAGUAUGCUACACACAUGACGAACUUUCUGUUGAAUGUGCAUUUUGUUUACCCAGAAGGUCUAAGACGGGCAGUUCGUUAUCACAUACUUGUCAACCCCAGUGGUAAAGAAAUGAAGUGGCGAGCAGUGGAUUGGUGCGUCGAGUUGAAUAAUCUAUUCACGAAGGUAAAAAAUGGAGGAAAGGGUCCAAACCGCACGCUAGAGCGAAUUCUGCUCGAAUCUCCUCUCGUUCAGGCAUAUCGAAAUGCUCAGACGAUGAUACAAAAAAAUUUCCUUCACACUCAUCUCACAACAAAUCAUGCAGCGUCAAACAUGACAAAAACCUUCGAAGGACUCUGUAUUAAAAUGGGUGUUCAUUCCCCUCAUAUUGUAAUACCUGGUAGAAAAAGCCGUCACGAGAUUGUAGAUGUUCUAGACAAAGGAAGGGAGCUUAUGGAGAAGGGAGCACGUGGGGAGACAGACCAAAGUGAAGAUAUGUUAGCUGAAGGUGGGGUAGAGAUGGACGAUGUAUUGAUAGAGCUGUUGUGA
Messenger RNA from Suillus fuscotomentosus, 1728 nucleotides. RefSeq lists its product as uncharacterized. The record is from RefSeq and is a predicted model, not a curated record. The transcript is spliced from 7 exons. Bases 1 to 1728 code for a protein of 575 amino acids. Lineage: Eukaryota; Fungi; Basidiomycota; Agaricomycetes; Boletales; Suillaceae.